This is a messenger RNA of Amphimedon queenslandica, 1696 nucleotides long. Its product is annotated as E3 ubiquitin-protein ligase AMFR-like. Gene Ontology annotation, cellular component: cytosol; endoplasmic reticulum; ubiquitin ligase complex. Lineage: Eukaryota; Metazoa; Porifera; Demospongiae; Haplosclerida; Niphatidae. Gene Ontology annotation, molecular function: ubiquitin binding; ubiquitin protein ligase activity. The transcript has 13 exons. Gene Ontology annotation, biological process: protein K48-linked ubiquitination; endoplasmic reticulum unfolded protein response; ubiquitin-dependent protein catabolic process. The record is from RefSeq and is a predicted model, not a curated record. Bases 25 to 1644 code for a protein of 539 amino acids.
GUGUGGUUUGUUAUUCAAUUAACAAUGGACACCCUACCACUACCCAGUCUUCAGAUGUACACAGUGUUUAGUGGGCUAGGACUCUUUUAUGCAGUGGCGUAUGUCCUCACAGCAUCAGACAGCAACUUUGUAAAUGCCUUGUGGGAUGAUGCGUGGUGUGCUACGGCUGUUGUUAAUUUUGUAUGUUGCCUGUUCUUCCAGUUAAUGAGUUUUCUACAUAAAUCAGUUUUUGGAACUCUUCGUAGCACAGAGAAGAGACAUUUGCAGGACAAAUUUUGGAAUUUCGUAUUUUACAAGUUCAUAUUCAUUUUUGGAGUCCUCAACAUUCAAGAGAUACGUGAGAUGCUAGUUUGGUGCUCCUGGUUUGCUCUGAUCGGCUGCUUUUUAUUAACCUCUCAACUUUGCAAGGACCGCUUUCUUUACUUAUCAUUUUCUCCUUCUACUCCAUCUUCGUCCCAUGCUAAGAUGAUAAUGUUCCUUUCUUGUAUAUUAGUCUCAUGUGCUGGUCUCUUCAUGGUCUGUGCCAUCAUUGGCUGGCAGUUUGGCUUUAAUUACUUUGCUUUCGUAUUCUCUGAAAUAUAUGUCUUGUUCACGUUGACUCUACUAACACUCAUUAGGCAAAUCAUUCACCUUUGGGACAUGCAUCAUGAAGGAUUGUGGGAGAACAGGAAUGUCUAUACUUAUUAUGCAGAGUUUGUGUUGGAAAUCAGUUCUCUUUCUGUCCAGUUUUUUCAUCAUCUACACAUGCUGCUCUUUGCUAAUAUGUUUCUAAGUGUGGCUAGUCUGAUCCUACUCAUGAAGCUACGUUUCCUUUAUCAAGAAAUACAGCACAAAUUGAAAAGGCACCACAACUACGUGAUGGUUAAACACACUUUGGAAAGAAGCUUUAAUUUGGUGGGCCCCAACGAAUUAAGGCAUAUCCAGGAGACUUGUGCUAUUUGCUGGGAGAAAAUGAACACUGCCCGACAGCUGCCCUGUGGCCACGUUUUUCACUUCGGCUGUCUUCGUUCGUGGCUGGAACAGGAUCCUGUGUGUCCAACAUGCCGUCAAACUCUUGACACUUCUCUCCAAAGAAACUCAAGGGAACCGACCACAGGAGAUCAGAGAUCAGGCGUAAGAACAAGGAGAAGAAGGAAUUGGUUGCUGUACUUUAAUGGUGCAUCAAUCGCUAGCUGGUUGCCAACCUUCUCACUUGAGCUGCACCAGCCCCCACCUCACCAUCACAACACAUUCAAUGCUGACAUGGACAGGGAGGUUAAUCAUGUCCAUACAAUGUUUCCCGAUGUCCCAGUUAAUGCUAUAAUAGUUGAUCUGGCCAAUACACACUCGGUCUCACAGACAGUUGAUAAUAUACUUUCAGGGCUCGUUCCCUCUCGGACCUCAAAUCAAAAUACUACAGAAGAUCAUCAGGAUGAUGUGACACCGGCCACCAGCACUAGCGAUAUUGAUGAAGCAACUGUCAGACAGAGAGACACUGGAGGGAAAAACGAAGAAAAGGAAAGAGAAGAAGAAAAUGGAAAAGGAGCUCAAAGCUCAGACUUUAGUUCAACCGACGUGCCUUCAUUUCAGACCAGGAAGCAAGAAUUGAUCAACGCUGCCAGAAAGAAAUAUCUUCAGAAACAUUCACACUUAAAGCAAUGUUGAAUAAAAAACAACAACAAUUUACUUUUCCCAAAAUAAUUCACUCUUUUUCAAA